This is a messenger RNA of Paramuricea clavata, 4420 nucleotides long. NCBI's taxonomy places the organism in Eukaryota, Metazoa, Cnidaria, Anthozoa, Malacalcyonacea, Plexauridae. The record is from the annotation of a GenBank genome assembly.
AUGGUUUCAAUAAUUAUCUUAGGUUGGCGUAGAAGUAAAUGCGAAUACAGUCCAGAGAAGGGUAUUGGCGUUGGUGAUGAUGUACAUUCAUGUGCAUUUGAUGGUGCGCGGCUCAAGGUGUGGAAUGGCUCAGCAUGCCGAACAGUGAACAAUGAUUAUGGAGAAGCGUGGACAGCGAAUGACAUUGUCAGCUGUUUAUUCUCAUGGGAUGGCGAUGUAUCGUUUUGGUUAAACGGCGUGGAUCUUGGAGUUGCGUUUGAAAAUAUGAAUCCUGAACUGGACUACUACCCUGCUGUUUCUUUGGCAAUGGAUCAACAUUGCAGUUUUAAUUUUGGUGUUGAUAGACUAUUCAGGUAAUUGUCGCUUAUAGCUUCAACUUUCAACACAGACAAUGUCUCGAACGUAUAAGUAAUGAGGAAAUUAGCCAACCAUAUAUGUAGCGUUAUUUUGCUCACAAGGAGAUAUUGUAUACUCGCUGAAGUAUAUUAUUGAUCAUUCCUAGGACUGGAUCAAUUAAUUCACUUCACUUUAAGUAAUGCUUUAUGAGUACGGAAUGUAAUUUUGAAACCUCAAAUGGGGACUGGAUGAAUUUUAAGUCCGAGGAAUCAUUUCCAGUGCUCCACUCUUCCAACUGGAAGUAAAUGCUCGGGCCUGAAAUUCCGUGCACCGCUCUCGGAUUUGAAGAAUCAACCUCGUACCCAGGUUCUCAAUCUUCGCUCCUACUUCGCUUGAAUUGAGACCCUGGUAUCGGUUGGUCACGUGACCCGUCAUAUUUUGGCGGAUAAAGGAUAGUAACUGACAGAUUUUGUUUUGUAAUGUUAUUUUAACAAUAUUAAUAUUUACUACAAUAUCUACUUACUAUACUUUCCCUAAAACGAUUGAGCAAAUCCGCCAAAAUAUGACGGGUCACGUGACCAGCCGAUACCAGGGUCUCAAUUCAAGCGAAGUAGCAGCGAAGAUUGAGAACCCGGGUACGAGUUUUUUGAAGAAUAUAACAGAACCAUGUUUUGUGGAAAUCCAUCUCGACCGAAGCAUUUGUUUAUAAAUGAGUAAGAAUCCAAUUCAUUUUCUUAAAAGACGUAUUUGAAAAGGCGCGGAGUGGUGUGCACCCUUAUUGGAAUCCCGUCUUGUGCCAAUCGAAAAUACUACCAUCGUAGCCUGCGCACGGGACCUUGAAUUGGCAGGUGGGAUGGUAGAUCCGUCUCGCACUCGAAGAGUGGAGGUUCAAUCUGAGCUUUCCUUGAGUAUCAGUGCUGUUUUUGAAUACAUGUAGCUGGAAGGUUAGUCUCGUACCUUAUUAUGGAACUACUCACCCUCCAGCUAUUCAACAACAAUACUGACACGCAAGGGAAGUUCUGAUUUAACCUCCACUCUCUGAGUGUGAGUGAGCUUUUAGAAUACAGGCGCUAGUCUGUAUACAGCGCACCUCUGGAAAGUCAGCACCCAUGGGUAUAAGUUUAAAUUAUGUAUUACAAACCAUUUAUGUGCUCAUGACCUCACCGCGAACUUACUAUGUGAUAAACAUCCCAUGAAAUUAUGACCCCAACGUGCUUUAAAUACAGCCAAAGUUUUAUUGACCGUGACAGUUGUAUAUAUUUGUGUGAAUGCCUCUAUUUAAAGCAUGCUGAGCUCUUCUUUUCAUCAUAAGAAUACGUUUCCCACUAGGAAAAUCGCUCGUGAAUAAACGUGCCAUGCAGUUAGGGUUCUCUGACGUCUUUCCUUCUGCUCUAGGUAUAACAUGCCAGAAGGCUAUAUCGCAGUCGGUGAUGUGUUGGAAAAGAAAUCCUUCCUCAAACGGCCUCGUUCAAAGUCCUAUACAAAGGGAAGCUUUGAAAGUAUAGCUGAGGAAGACGAGGAAAGUGUCGAAGAUGUGAAGAAUAUUCGUAAGUCCAUAUGCUGUAAACCUUCUGUUAAGCUUCCGUCUCUACUGUCUCUUGGAGUUCCCGCUCCAGAUAUAUAUGAAGCUCACUGGCUUACGCUUCCUCUGUGGAAAUUUUAGUAAACAUAGUCGGUGGUUACGCUUUUUUUGGUCCCCGUGGGAUGCGUGCUCCCCCCCAAAGUUGGGAUCUAGGUAAUCUUUGCUUUUAUCAUAAAAGCAGUUGAAUACGUUUAACAACUUAUUUUUUUAGAAAUAACGCGACUGCAGCGAUGCAGUAGCAGUGAACCUUCCCUCCAUGGUAAUGAAAACAGUAGAGCUGGUCAAACUGAGGUAACAAGAAAGUUAUCGACACCAUCUUCAAGUUACAGAGCUGAACGUCCUUCUACACCAUUAACACCAAUGUCAUGGGCUUCCUCCACACCUUCUACUCCCUUUACACCUUCUACUCCCUUUACACCUGUUACUCCCCUAUCACCGUUCUGGUCACCUGCAUCCUCUAGUAACACACCAGGCAAGUGAUUAGCUACCUUGUACCUAGCCGCUUUCAAUUGCUACGCUGGUGCGUGAAGAUAGCGCUGGACGACACGCGUGGGAUGUGAGCUGCAAUUUCCACGCUCGCGUCACGCGACGGCGUAGCACACCAAAGCGCCUUUGUACGAAGGCGAGUGAUUGCCAUAACAUAACUAUUUACAUGUUUAGGAAUCAAAUAAGUAUAGUGUAUUCCCGACUACCAAAUAUUACAGGAUAUAGUAACUGUAACUCCUGUUUGCCAAAUACAAGAGUCACAGGGGGUUGAAUGGUUGAUAUAGGUACAAAUGAAUAUUCGAACUCGACAAAUAGCAAAUCGGUGUACAAUGGUUAACAAAUUUAGUAUUCAACAAAAUGGCCUUUGUAGAAGUCACGCAACGUAUUGUAGCCAAGUAGAAAUUCAAUACGGGUAGCAAAUUGUAGAAUAAACACGAUGUGGGACUUGUAGGUUAGGCGCAGUCGUAGAUUUGUAGGAUAAAUUGUAGAUAAGUUGUAGCACAAAUUGUAGCGUAAAUUGUAGCAUGAAUUGUAGGUUCGAACUGAAACAUGACAAUAAAAUAAACUACUUAACUAUGUUACUUAAUGCAUGCGAAAACUAACACACAAAUGUCAUUGACUAGCAAAACUAACAAGCACAUACAAUACUGUAAACUUACGUACUUUGGUUUACACUUGUACCAAACGAGUAGCGAUGAAUUCAAUAGCAGUUCUUCGUACAAAUACGUAGAAAUAUCCCUUUUUUAAAUAGCUUGUAGCAAUUACACGUCCUUACUCUGACGCAGUCACAACUUUACUAACUCACGCUAUCUAGUCUAUUAGGAACAUAUGGUAUAGCCGUUUCCGUCCUGGUAUCAAUCAAAUUAACAAAAUUAUUAACUAAAACAUAAUGAACUAUUUAUGAAGGACAAUGAACUAAUUUUAAGUAAGCAUUUCAAACCAACAGUAACAACAUGUAUUUAAGAGCGUUUUCGACUUGGCGUAGUCAUCAGAGCGAGCGCUUUUUACCUCUGAGAUCAUGGGAUCAUUCUCGCUACGGACUCAUGUGAGAAGAGUCUGUCAACGCUCUGCCGAACGUAGUGGGUUUUCUCCGGGCGCUCCGAUUUUCUCCCACAGGGAAAGUUGGCAGGGUGGGUUAGGAUAAACAUAGUUAGGGAAAUAAUAUCACGUUGUAAAAAUAAAUAGUCUAGACCAAGUGGGUAAUAUAAGUAAGCGUAUAAUGCUUGAUGCAAUCGGUCACUGAAAAGCCUCGAUAGGGUGUGAGCUGAAUAAUGAUGUAUAAAUGUGUAUAUUCGUGUAUUAGAUAGAUAGUGUUGGUGCAAGAAGACUUGAUGGUUGGGUAAAAAUCAUUUUCAAGUCCUUAAGGUUGGGUAAAUAAAAAUGUUCCACUGUAUUUAGUUUCUUUUCGGUAUACCAAUCCCGGGUAUGAAAAAUGAGCGGUCCUUAGUAAUGAUACAGAUCUUAGAAAAGAUUAACUAUUACAAUAUUCGGAGUUACUGUAUAAUGAUUUGAUCCUAAGCAUGCAAGUUUGAUUCCAGUAUUUUACUUCUGAAGUGUUUUCUUUGUGUAGACUUAUUUUCUGGUAUUCCCUGCGUUUAUUUUGAAACUGAAGUGAAUGAGUGCGGACGGCAUGCCAGGAAUCUUGGUUACUACUGCCUGAAGUCUGGCGAGAAUUGUUCGUGCGAGUUCUACGACGGUCAGACCAUGUCCUUUCCUUCGGACCUUCCCAAGAACUUCGACCUCGUACGAGCUCCGUCUGUGAUUGGCUGUGGCCUACUUUGGCCCGACGGAGUAUUCUUUACUUUGGAUGGUGUGUACAAUAACACCAUUUAUCCUUUCAGUCAGGUUGGGUUUGACGAAGGCGAGUGUCUGCCUUACAUUACUUAUUCUAAUAUGAAGGUGAAUUAUGGACAAGAGGAGUUCCUGAUGGAAAGAGCAAACGCUCCAGGACAACGUCUAGCCUCCGCACAGUUAUUGCAUUCCUUCUCUCGUAAUGUGCUUGAAAAGUUAACGUGA